Molecule: messenger RNA, 825 nt
Organism: Colletotrichum spaethianum
Lineage: Eukaryota; Fungi; Ascomycota; Sordariomycetes; Glomerellales; Glomerellaceae
Exons: 4
Coding region: 1-825 (274 amino acids)
Source: RefSeq, a predicted model, not a curated record
AUGUCCCGGGCUGUCGAUAAGCUUCCCGUCCCUGCGGUGGCCCGUCCCAUGAAAGUCAUUGGACUUGGUCCCAGUCGCACUGGAACUCUUGGCCUAUGGCAGGCCUUGAAAACAUUGGGUUAUACCCCGUUUCACAUCUCAGAGCUAUUACCAUACGGUUUCCAGCAAAUGAGAGCACUCCAAGAAGCCAUCAUUGCGAAUAAGACCGAUAAGCCAUUUGAUCGCACUGAGUUUGACAAGCUCUUUGCCGGCUAUGAUUGCAUUGUCGAAAGUCCCUGUUACUUGUGCCCAAACAUCAUCAAGACGUACUUGGAAGAUCCUAAUGUUAAGUUUAUCUUAACUGAGCGCACUCCAGAGUCCUGGGCGAAGUCUAUUGCCGGAUCCCUUGGUGCCUAUCACGCCAAGCUUGCCAAACCGCCUCUGUCAAUCGCACGGUACUUUGACAGCUUCAUUUGGGAACUCACCGCGCUCUUCAGAGCCAUGACUCAUAGAUGGUCUGGCGGACUGGAACCGAGCGAUCCUGGCUUCAUUGAUGCACUCGCGAAAAGCUACGUUGAGUACAUGGAGGGUGUCAAGACACUUGUGCCUCCUGAACGAUUGUUGGUCCUGAAUUUGGAGAAAGGCUUUGGCUGGGAGGAGAUUUGCACAUUUUUGGAACGGGAAGUGCCCGAGGAACCUUAUCCGCGCAUUAACGCCAUGGCCGACUUCCAUGUCGCCGCCGAGACGGUCGUGUCUCCAGCGAUCAAGAAGACGUUCCGCAUUCUUUCUUCGUCUGCGGUUGCCAUCGCUGGUAUUGGCUUCUGGUACUGGCAAAGAAGGCGAUAG